Molecule: messenger RNA, 372 nt
Organism: Theileria orientalis strain Shintoku
Lineage: Eukaryota; Apicomplexa; Aconoidasida; Piroplasmida; Theileriidae
Exons: 2
Coding region: 1-372 (123 amino acids)
Source: RefSeq, a predicted model, not a curated record
AUGGGUGUUACUUUUACACUUUACAGAACGGGUAAUUGUCCAUAUAUGUUAAAAAUAUUCAGAGUUGUUGUGUUUGGACUUGAUCGGUCACAUGAAAUCAUCGAAUCGAUUAGUAACGGCGCUCAAAAGGACGAUAUGAAGGUUGUGUACUCGGACAAGCUCCUCUCGAAUAUCUACACUGAGUCUAGAGCGAAGAGGAGGCGGAAUCGGAGGUUUAAGCUAUCGCACAUUUGCUCAAUAAGCACGAGUGGCAGCACCUAUAAAGUUAAACUACCAGAGGAGCUUUCCAACUUGGAGGUUAUUGAAACGAAUACUAGGCUAACUUCUGAGCCUGAGUUACUGUCCACCGAGGUAUUAUUAAAACAGAUGUAA